Drosophila hydei is the source of this 944-nucleotide messenger RNA. It is a transcript of the gene mRpL47, whose product is annotated as 39S ribosomal protein L47, mitochondrial. Bases 68 to 880 code for a protein of 270 amino acids. Gene Ontology annotation, biological process: mitochondrial translation. Gene Ontology annotation, cellular component: mitochondrial large ribosomal subunit; mitochondrial ribosome. The transcript has 3 exons. The record is from RefSeq and is a predicted model, not a curated record. Lineage: Eukaryota; Metazoa; Arthropoda; Insecta; Diptera; Drosophilidae. Gene Ontology annotation, molecular function: structural constituent of ribosome.
UAAAUCGUAAUAGCAUAUACACAUCUCUAAAUGCCGGACAGCUGAGGCUGAAUUUAAUUUGGAAAACAUGUCUUCAACAUUAAUUAAAUGUUUCAAUGUAGCGAAGACCGUGAGCGUAGUGGCGUUCAAAAGUUUGUUGACUACACCACGAAGUCAAUUACCAGCUUGGAGUCAAGCAGCUGUUGGCUCUCUACAAAAAUGCGGCGUGCACACAACGGCUCCAGUACGGCAUGAGCGGCUCAUGGAGUUCUUUGACGAUCCUAAGCAUUGGAGCGAAAAUGAAGUGAAAGUGGGACGCGCCUGGCGUCCGGAUGAACUGCGCAUUAAGUCCAAUAAGGAACUGCAUCAGCUAUGGUACAUUCUGCUCAAGGAGCGUAACAUGCUGCUAACUAUGGAACACGAAUGCGAUGAUAAAAUGGAAAUCUUUCCCAAUCCCGAACGCAUCGAUAAGGUAAAAAUAUCCAUGGAGAAUCUAGAGACAGUUGUACGUGAACGCAACAGAGCUUAUCAUCUGCUCGAGACAGGGGAGACGGGCGAACGUCCCCAGAAGCAAAUGCAUAAUGCAUUCGGACUGCGCUGCACAUACAAGUCAUGCGAGCAUGUUCUGCCACCCUUCAUGAACACCAAAUGGAUUAAGUCACGUAAUUUAGGGUACGGCGGACGUGCUGUCCACAAAUUCCUGUUGAAAUAUCGCGAGAAGCUCUACAAUGUGAAACGCAAAGCCAAAAACCGCUCGCGCAAUGAAGUCAUGAUGAUAUUGAGAAGGAAUCCUCACUUUGACAUAGAGCUUUUGAAACGGAAGUAUUCCGAUGUGGACAUCGAGAAACUACGCAGGACCGACAAGGCACGCGGGCAUUUUGUACCCAAGGUUGAUGGUUAAGAAAUGUUCAAUAUUUAAUUACAAUAAACAUAACACAAGUAAACUAAACUAUUCAAAAGUUAAU